This is a messenger RNA of Ixodes scapularis (black-legged tick), 2848 nucleotides long. RefSeq names its product protein spitz. NCBI's taxonomy places the organism in Eukaryota, Metazoa, Arthropoda, Arachnida, Ixodida, Ixodidae. Gene Ontology annotation, biological process: epidermal growth factor receptor signaling pathway. The coding region runs from base 233 to 1069 and encodes 278 amino acids. The transcript is spliced from 7 exons. The record is from RefSeq and is a predicted model, not a curated record. Gene Ontology annotation, molecular function: receptor ligand activity; epidermal growth factor receptor binding.
CCCUCCGCCGGCCGUCCCGUACCGUUCGCCAGUGGCGUACGCUCCCUCGGUCCUUGUGGUGGUCGUUCGUCGGUGCUGCCGGUGCUCGUGUCGUGGUCGACCCUGUCUCGGAUGCCCUCCGGCAUGUGUGCUCGCUGUCGGCUCUCGGCGUGCCGUCGCCGCCGCCUCCGCUGCCCGUCCGUCAGCCCCCGGAUGCCCGGAUUUUGGCCCUGAGCGAGAGUGCGCGACCGCGAUGGUGCUGGCGACGAGAGACGACGUGGUCGGCGGUGCGCGGCCGUCGACGUGCCGGUGUGUCGGCGGGGCGACGAGGACGCGCGACGCCGUGUCGCCGCAGUGUAGCACGACGUGCGCCUGCCGCUGCUGCUGCUGCGAGUCGCCCGGAUGCUGCUGCUGCCCCAGCUUCAUGCUGCUCGAGCCCCCUGCCAGGAGCCUAGGAGGCGCUGGGUCGUGCGUGUCUUCGGCGGCCUGGGCGGCCAAGGCCUUCCCGGUGCCGGACAAGAGGAUGGCCUUGGCCAGCCCCCCCGGAUGGCUCGUGCUGGUCGUCCUCGCCGCCGCUCUACUCCGGAUAGCAGAUGGUUGUUCUUCGCGAUCCACUCCGAAGCCUCGGGCGCCCCAGUCCACGGUGCGGCCCAACAUCACAUUCCAGACGUACACGUGCCCGGAAGCGUAUGCAAAGUGGUACUGCCUCAACGGAGCCACCUGCUUCGCCAUCAAGAUCGGAGAAUCUAUCCUCUACAACUGCGAGUGUGCAGACGGGUACAUGGGGCAGAGGUGCGAGUUCAAAGACCUCGACGGAACUUAUCUGCCAACGCGGCAGCGUGUACUUAUAGAAAAGGCGGGACUUGCAGGCGGAGUGACGCUGGCCGUGCUACUGGUCUUUCUGAUCGUCGUCUUUGUAUACCUCUACUACAGACGUAGAAAAGACAAAACCUACUUUGAUGCGCCCGAGGAGCCCAAGCUGUUCUUCUGUGGCAAGCCGAGGAACGGAACUCGGGACAUCCAUCCUGUCCUCAAGCAGACGGAUCUCGAGCGAGGACCCUGCGACCGGUCGAGGCGCACCAGCAGCUAAGGUGCCCGGCGGAGGGCCCCCGCCACCGCCUUCGUCGUCGCCGCGAGUCCGUGCGUCCACCCUCCUCCCGAGUGACGGCCGACGGGGACGCUCCUCCGCUUCGUCGAGUGAUCUGCCGCGCCGAGACGAGGAAACGGCGCUACCGUUGCGCCAUUAUUAUUAUUUAAGUUUUUUUAGGACAAACUCUUCCAAAACGCCGCCCUCGCAGAGACUCGCCGGUGCAAGGAUCGGCCGACCCUCCCCCGUUUGUUGGACAUUUUCUGGGGGAGGCACCUCCGCUCCACGGGCGCUCGGUUGGCGGGGUUACGGGUGUUGCGCGUUGUUGUAGGUCUCAAAAGGCGGCAAAGCCUUUGCGUUAUUCCGACCAUUUUUUUUUAAACCCCCGGCAUUGAGAACAUUCCCACGUGCCGUCUGCCCUUCUGCCGGCGGUGCCCCGGGGGAGGCUCGUGUGUAUUGCGAGCCCCUCUCUGCCGCUCGCUUGGAGAACGUCUGACCGUGAAACCUUCUCUCGUUUCUGUGCCGAUCCGGAGUGUCCGAUGAGAAUGUCUAAAGGGGGAGACCCCGCGGUUGCGACGAGGCGGGGGAGGACGCGGUUGACUGCUUUCCAGGGGAAAUUCUCGCUAGCGCAUUCGACCAUCGUGCUGCCGUCCUGUUGAGUGUGUGUGUGUGUGCGUGUAGAUAGUGUACAUACGGUGCGAGUUCUUUGCGAAGAAAAAGAGAAAAAAACAAUCACUGGCUGCCCUCCUUUGUUUCUUGUUGUCCUCUUUGUUUGUGUGGCUGGUCCCUUCGGAAGGAAGAAGCGACACUAAACGGAGCUUCGGGGCAGCGGCGUUCGUUGGCACGGUUCCACGUGUAAUUUAUAGGGGGGGGGGAACAAAAAUGGCCGCCCCUUCCUCGAUUUCCAGCCUCUCUCCCUCCUUCUCUUGCCCUUCUUCGGGACAGUGAAAACAGAACGGAGGAAUGCGGAAUCGACACCGAAUGUGUCCAGUCCUGGCUUCUAAGCAACAUUCGUUUGCCGUUUUUUUUUUUUUUAAGGCUCGGGAGAAACUGCAACACUUGCACACAUUUCCACGGAGGGGGGGGCUAAUCCUUUCAGUUCCUAUUGUCGUCGGGCUUCUGUAUAUUUAAAGAAAGAAAAAGAAAAGAGGAUCUUGUUGAAAAUGGAUGUAAUCUAAAGAAGGAAGCAAUUGUUUACACUAUGUUAUUGUUCAUGUUUGACGUUCUUCUGGAAGCUGUGGUGACCCUGUGAAAAGCUUUUUUUGCCCGAAGCGUUGAAUCCGAGGUUGUGCAGUGGCCACCCUUCUGUCCCAAGCAGUUGGCUGGCCUGUUUUUCAUUGACGUUACAACUGCUUCACCAGUUCAAAUCUCUGCACCAAGCCUGUUAAGCAGACUGUUGGAUGACUUUAGCGAAACCAAAAGAAACCUUGGGAAUCUGAGUGAGCGCACUGAAUUAGGGAACCUUAGGCAACAUCACGUAUUGAAUGGCUGUGCAUGAUUUUAUCUAGUCCUCUGUCUCUCCUUGCAGACUGGUUCAAAUGGUCCCGUGUAUUGUAUAAAACAAAUGCUGAACCCCUCGCUUCUCCCAGCCCUUUUCCUCCAGUGACUUUCACUCGAAAAUUGUCCGCCCUCUAUUUGAAGGCUCAGACCAAAGCUGAUGAUAACUUAGGUGCAUCUUGUUUAUUUAUGAGGAAAAAAACGUCGUGAUGUGUAGAUUUGUUUUUGGACAGGGCUACAAGCCCUCUGUCCAAGGUCGCAGAGAAUAAAAGUCAUUUGUAACAA